Molecule: messenger RNA, 2155 nt
Organism: Centropristis striata (black sea bass)
Lineage: Eukaryota; Metazoa; Chordata; Actinopteri; Perciformes; Serranidae
Gene: cdc7
Product: cell division cycle 7 homolog (S. cerevisiae)
Exons: 12
Coding region: 198-2066 (622 amino acids)
Biological process (GO): mitotic DNA damage checkpoint signaling; protein phosphorylation
Cellular component (GO): nucleus
Molecular function (GO): ATP binding; protein serine/threonine kinase activity
Source: RefSeq, a predicted model, not a curated record
UGACGUCACUUUUAGCGCGGAGUUUGUUGGCGGAAAAGCUUCAAAUAAAUUCAGAAGAAACUAUUAAAUUCAGCUGCGGAUAUUUAUACAUGUUAAUGUUUCCGCUGACUGAACAUUAGCUCAGGACUGUAUGGUAUUUUCACGAAAUGUUCAUUUGAAGAAACUAUUGCAUUUUGAAGACCAACGUACGUUAAGCGAUGGAGUUGUCUCCUGCCUGCACUGAUGGCAUCAGCACAGACGGCUGUAUCAUCAAACCUGCCAGAAGUCACAGGAAAGGCAAAGUCUCAAGGGAUGUGGAAGUAGACAUUGAGAUCCUCUACAAAGCUGUCCCUCAGCUGGCCAAGGUUUUCCGCAUCAUAGACAAAAUAGGAGAAGGUACGUUCAGUUCAGUGUAUCUGGGUGAGGCUCAGAUGCGGGAUGGGAAGAGAGAGAUGUUCGCCCUGAAGCACCUCAUCCCAACAAGUCAUCCUACACGCAUCGCUGCAGAGCUUCAGUGUCUCACUGUCGCUGGAGGCAGGGAGUGUGUGAUGGGGGUGACAUAUUGCUUCAGGAAGGAGGACCACGUGGUGAUUGUCAUGCCCUAUAUGGAGCAUCAAGCUAUUGUGGACAUCAUUGGCUCGUUGAGCUUUGAAGAGGUCCGUCUGUACAUCUAUCACCUGCUGAAGGCCCUGAGACACAUCCACCAGUUUGGGAUCAUUCACAGAGACAUCAAACCAAACAACUUCCUCUACAACAGGAGCAAAAAAAUGUAUUCGCUGGUGGACUUCGGCCUGGCUCAGGGGACAGCAGACACCCAGAUCGAGCUGCUGAAGGUGGUGAGGCAGAGGUCGUCACAAAAAGGUGGCGGGUCUGUAGGGAAGCAAGACACCACGCAGCGGAACAAAGCACCACCUAGACUCCCUCCCAAAACCACCACCACUACAGCCUCCACCUCUCUACCUCCGCCUCCACAGCCGUCUACCACCUUGCCACCUUCCUCCUCCUCUUCCACCACCACCACGUCCUCCUCAGCCUCUCGGAAAGCACUGGUUAAAAAAGCACGCACUGUCACCACCACCCUCACCACCUCCACCUCUCGCACAAAGCACACAAAGGAUUUGACAGGACAACGCAAAGUGCCUCGACCUGUGUUUGGAGAGAGGAACCUGAACAGCUGCACUCCAGCUCCAUCCACCACCAAACAAGCUGCUGUAAAGACUCAGCUGGUAAAGCCCGGCAAAACAGAGGACCCCGCCAACCGAAGGUACUCUUCAGCCAGCCGGGCUCCGCUGCCUGGCCGGACUCAGAGCAGCAGUCAGAAAGCUCAGAGGAGCGUUCAGCCGAGCCUCACCUGUAACUGCUACCAGACUGACCGUGUCUGCAACAUCUGCAUGUCCAGGAAGCAGCAGGUGGCUCCCAGGGCUGGCACCCCGGGCUUCAGAGCACCAGAAGUCCUCACAAAGUGUCCCAACCAAGGAACAGCCAUAGACGUGUGGUCAGCUGGUGUGAUCCUGCUCUCGCUGCUCAGUGGUCGUUACCCGUUCUUCAAAGCCAGCGAUGACCUCAUCGCCCUCACACAGAUCAUGACCAUACGAGGCUCCAGAGAGACCGUCCAGGCUGCCAAGGCAUUCGGCAAGGCAGUGGUGUGCAGCCGGGAGCUGCCUCGCCAGGACCUCAGGACGCUGUGUGAGACGCUGAGAGGACGGAGGCCAUCGCCAGACGAUGAAGUCACACCACUUCCCGUAAACAACAACAACAAAGACUCUACUGUCACCCGACAUCACAAGAUCCAGGACGAUACUCCCACACAUCGUCCCACUGGAGGAACGUUAAAGCAACACAAAGCUGGAGCAGGUGGAAGUCCUUCAUCUCUCCCAAACCUCCAGGAACAUUCUGCAAACACAGAAACCUCUCACCUUGCCAAACAGAGCUCAGAGACAGACCGCAAGGUGGAGGAGGAUGAGCGGGGCUGGGACAGAGUUCCUGACGAGGCCUACAACCUGCUGGACCGACUGCUGGACCUGAACCCUGCCACCAGGAUCACAGCUGCUCAGGCUCUGCAGCACCCGCUGUUCAAAGACCUUUGACACCACAGACAGUCCCCAGACCGUAACAUCACAUUAAGGCCAGCUUCCUCAGCUUUAGUUCAGGUUUUUAAAAAAUGGAUGAUGCAUAG